Messenger RNA from Zerene cesonia (dogface butterfly), 1667 nucleotides. RefSeq names its product phospholipase A1 member A-like. The record is from RefSeq and is a predicted model, not a curated record. The transcript has 7 exons. Gene Ontology annotation, biological process: lipid metabolic process. Lineage: Eukaryota; Metazoa; Arthropoda; Insecta; Lepidoptera; Pieridae. The coding region runs from base 218 to 1285 and encodes 355 amino acids. Gene Ontology annotation, molecular function: lipase activity.
ACUGGUACUUUCGCCGUCAGUUCCCUCACAGAAAAGGCACGUAACACACGCUGAGGCACGUGGAAACUGUUCCACUAACAUAUUUCGUCAUUAUCUAAUAAGGCACAGUUCUUGUUGUUGUUACGCCGCUUGGUAUUUGAUACGUUGUAAACGCGAAUAAUGUGAUAUGAAGUUGUACGCAAUUAUUAACAGUGAUUUUUUGUAACGCUUAUCAAAUAUGGUGACAAACGCUCAGUGGUUGCUAGUGAUUGGGAUAACUGCGUUACAAUUCUCAGUAUCAAAAACGCAACAAGAGAACUCAGUACGGGAUAGAGAAAAGCCGCAAACAGCACGAGAUGUCUUCAACACGAGCUCCUGCAUCCCGCCACCCUACAGAUGCCCCCAUCCAAGAAUGCAAUUCUAUUUAUACACAAGGACCACACAAGAGGAAGGGGAACUACUUAACACCCUGGACAAUGAUUCAUUGAAAUACUCUAAAUUCAACCCAAAAUUUCCAACGAAAAUCGUGGUACAUGGAUUUGGUGGGGGAAGGAAUUUAUCUCCGAGCACCGAUAUGAGGAAUGCGUAUUUUACUAGAGGAAACUACAAUAUUAUAAUCGUAGAUUAUGGAAGCCUAGUCAAAGAACCGUGUCUUUCUCAGAUAGAAUGGGCGCCUCGAUUUGCAAGUCUUUGUAUUGCGCAGAUGGUAGAGUAUAUCCAAUAUCACCCUACCAAAGGAGUACCACCAGAGAAAAUUCAUACCAUUGGAUACAGUGUUGGGGCACAUAUACUCGGUCUCGUCGCCAACCAUCUCUCUGAAGGGAAACUGGGAAGGAUUACUGGGUUAGAUCCAACGAUCUUCUUCUACAUGGGUAACAACCGUUCCAGAGAUUUGGAUUACACAGACGCCUUAUUUGUGGACAUUCUUCACACGGGGGCGGGAAUACUUGGACAGUGGGGUCCAAACGGUCAUGCAGACUUUUAUGUUAAUGGAGGUUCUAGCCAACCCGGGUGUGCUCACGAUACAAUAUUUCAAACACUAUCUUGCGAUCACACGAAAGUGACGCCAUAUUUCAUAGAGUCGAUCAACAGCCGUGCGGGAUUCUGGGCUGGCCCUUGUCCCACAUUGUUCUCUUAUCUUAUAGGCUGGUGCGAGCCUAAGGAUACUGAAUAUGUGCUUAUGGGCGAACAUGUCACGCAUAAAGCGCGAGGGGUAUAUUAUGUGACAACAAACGCAAAACCGCCGUACGCCAGAGGCUUCCCGGGAAAAAGUCGGAGGCUUAGAUCUAUAACACCCUAUACUUGAUUUGAACUGUGAUAGUCUAUGUGAUAGUUGAAUAAUAUUUAAAUAAUAGGUAAAUGACUUGCCUCUUUAAAGUUACCUUUCGUACCUACCUCAGAAUUGUAAAAUUUUCCACUCGAAACGAUUUAUACACAGCUUAAAUUGAUAUACACAUUCUUAUACUUUUGGAUAAGAUUAAGAAAAUUCAUGCUAAGAAAUUAUCUUUAUCCAAAUAGAGCUGCCAUUUUAUUAUUUAUUUUCUUAUAAAUGUACCUACCUACUCGUAAAUAAUUGUACGUCGUAUUUUUAUAUUUAUUAAUUUAUUGUAAGACUAAUAUAAAAGCCUGGUCCAGGACUAAGUGAUAUGGAUCAAUAAUUUCCUCGAUUUCGAUAAUACGCAAAAAAA